This is a messenger RNA of Chara braunii, 5292 nucleotides long. NCBI's taxonomy places the organism in Eukaryota, Viridiplantae, Streptophyta, Charophyceae, Charales, Characeae. The record is from the annotation of a GenBank genome assembly.
GACCCUUUACCAUACCGACCUCUCCCGCCCGUUUCACUGUUCGAUUUUUUCAAAUUUUCGAUUCUUUCCAUCAUUGCGCCUUUGGUUUUGUUCUGUGUUCCGUUCUCUAUUCCUUCUCUACAACGCACGCUUGUGUUGCUGUCGGCUAUGGCGGCAGCGACGCCGGGCGCUGACGCUGUCGAGAAAGAUGGCUCACAUCGAACGGCCGGCGUUAUCCGCCCGAUCGAUCGAGCGGCGAUCCACAGGAUCUGCUCAGGACAGGUGGUCCUUGACCUGGCCACAGCGGCCAAAGAGCUGGUCGAGAACAGUCUCGAUGCCGGGGCUACCAACCUGGAGCUUCGACUCAAGGAGUACGGAGCUGACAUGGUCGAGGUUGCAGAUAAUGGCUGUGGAGUGGCGCCCGAAAAUUAUCAGGGUUUGACUCUCAAGUACCACACGUCGAAGAUAUCUGACUUUUCGGAUCUCGAGAGGUUGACUUCUUUCGGAUUCCGAGGGGAGGCGCUGAGCUCGCUGUGCGCGCUGGCAGAUGUCACAGUGGUGACUCGAACAGCCGACCUGGCAGCCGGUGCCAAGCUGGAGUUUGACCACUCCGGUCUGUUGGUAUCCCAGUCGCCCGUCGCCCGAUCGGUCGGGACCACGGUCUCCGUCUCGCGAAUCUUCUCAACCCUCCCUGUUCGCCACAAGGAGUUUACCAGGAACAUUCGCCGAGAGUACUCCAAGCUUUUGGCGCUUCUUCAGGCCUAUGCCAUCAUCAGCAAAGGGGUGCGGAUCUUCUGCUCCAAUCAGACCGGAAAGAGCGGGAAAACGACAGUGAUGAAGACACAGGGAGGGGAGAGCUUGCGCGAGAAUCUGGUCUCAGUUUUCGGAACGAAGAUGGUCAAUGUUAUGGACCCCAUCGAAGUUCGCCUGUCGGAUGACUGCCACGUGGAGGGGUUUAUCUCAAAGCCGGGGGUGGGGUCUGGACGUGCGUCGGCAGACCGCCAGUUCUUCUACAUCAACGGGAGGCCGGUGGAUCUGCCACGUGUUGGCAAAGUGCUCAACGAAACCUAUCGAGCGUUCAAUUCCCAGCAACUGCCAAUGGCGGUGCUGAACUUCGUCCUGCCAAAGAAUUCUUAUGACGUCAACGUCACUCCCGACAAGAGAAAAGUCUUCAUGCACACUGAAGCUGCCUUAAUUGCCGCCCUCAAAGCCAAGCUGGACUCCGUUUAUUCGUCAAAUCUCUUUGCUUACCCUGUGUCGCAAUCGACGGACAAUAGGAUGUUAUGGCCGGGAGGCCAGCAGUCGACUCAACAAUCGGGAUCCCCAUCAUCAUCAUCGUUUCGGAUGCAUGGAUCAGCAGAAGAUCGGGAUGCGGAUGAAGGAAGGAAUGGCGAUGCCCCAGGAGGGGGAGGUGAAUUUCUAUCCCGAUCCCAAUGCCAAUCCCAAUCUCAAGGUCAACGGUUCGAAGCAGACGGUGAUGGACGGCUGCAAUGCGGAUCGCUGCCGACUGGCAGGCGACGGAGGUCGUUGUGGUCCGGAGGGGAGGGGGAGGGGGAGGAGGAGGAAGUUGAUGCCGACUGCGCUGUCGACAGAAGAAAAGAGGAAAUCGGAAGAACUAGGGGGAGAAAAAGAGGUCGCUUUUCCGAUGAUGAUGUUGAUAUACGGUCUGGUUCUGUGAGGGGUGCUGUUGCUUCUACUGCUGCUGCUGGAGAUGAUGAUGAUUGCCGUUGUAUAUUGAAUGAUCAAAGUGAUGGAGAAGAGGGAGGGAAGAAAAAGGAACAUGAAGAUGGUGGUGGCCGGAAUCACGAGGAUGAGGUUAUGGAAGAAGAAGGAAGGGAGGGAAGAGGAAGAGGAGGGAUAGGGGGAGGAGGGAGAAAUGCACGAGGAGGAGGAGGAGGAGAGGGUGGUGGUCGGUUGCUCCAUGGUGAUGCAGCUGAGGGUAGAGUAGUAAGAGAGGGGGCAGAAGGAGGGAUGAGCUGGACGGAAGGAGGGCAGGAAGGGGAGAAGGAAGAGGAGUUGGAUGACGAGGAGGAGGUCGGGAUGCACACGCCUGCCAAAUCUGCUCAUCGAGACUUAAACUCUUUCUCUUGUACCACUCGGCCGUCACCUGCAGCUGCGGGAGCCGGGAUAGGGACUGGAAAGCCAUUUAGUUCGAGUCCAUUGGCAAAAGGAGUAGGAGGGUUCGGUAUGAGGAAGAUGGGAGUCGGAAUUGGGACUGGGACGCCAUCGUCGUUGAUUGGGGGGGAGAGAUCUGCCGGCGCGGGACGAGGGAAAGGAAAGGGAGGAGGAGCUGUACAAGUCUCCCUCGGAAAUUUCUUUGCCCGAAAAGGUGGUGGUCCUUCUACUGGGUUUGGUACUCGAGGAGGAGGAGGAGGAGGAGGAGGAGGAGGAGGAGGAGGAGGAGGGGGGUUGACAAGGGCUAGAACAAACAGUGGUGGAACAGGACGUCAGGCCAGUAGUGAUGUCGGAGCGAAGACAAGAAUUGACGGGCAAGAAGAAGAGGAGAGAGAUGAGGAAGAGGAGGAGGAGGAGAAGGAGGAGAUCCUUCAGGGACAUAGACGUAACUUGGACAGUUAUGGAGGCGAUCACCCACAUGAAGAAGGCCAAAGGAGAGCUCUUGGGGAUGACGGAGCCAUCAAAACAACACUGAGGGCACGAGCAGCACCUGGUGCGGAGCAGUUUUCUGGUUCGGAAGGUAUUGAAGAAAUACCAGAAGCGGAGGGAAAUGACGGGAGACAAACGAAGGCAGCAGCAGAGGAGGAGGGAGUGGAGAAGACGGAGAUCAUUGUGGAAUUCGAUAUUGAGAAGCUGCGACAGCGAAGGAUGAGGGCAAGGCAGGAACGGGGAGUUGCUGAUGCUGAUGCAUCGGCGGGGGAAAAAACGGAAAAGGGCAUGGUGGUUGGCGGAAGGACGAGGGAGGAGAUGAACGAUGGCGGAGGGGGGAGGGAGGAAGUGACAGAUGGCAGUUCAAAAUUGCGGAGGGAGGAGGGAGUGGAUGGUGGUUGUUGGAGGGAGGAGGAAGGAAAUGAAAGAUGGGGGUUGAAAAUGGCGGAGGGAGGAGGGAGGGCAUGGUGGUUGGUGGAGCGGACGAGGGAGGAGAUGAACGAUGGUGGAGGGAGGAGGGAGGAGAUGGAAGAUGGUGGAGGGAGGAGGGAGGGGAUGGCGGAGGGAGGACGCCGAAGAUGGGGGAGGAAGAUGAUGGCGGGAGGUGGAGGGGAUGGAGGAAGAUGGGGGAGAAAGAAGAUGGCGAGAGGUGGAGAGGAUGAGGGAAGUUGGGUUGACGUGGAGGGAGGAAGGACGGGAGAUGGCAGAGGGAGCAAGGAGGAGGGAGAAGGGAGGAGGUUGUGGAGAAAGAUGAUGGCGGGAGGUGGAGGGGAUGAGGGAAGUUUCAUUGUGCGCACGCACCCUGCGCUGUGCGGCUUGCGCCGCAGGUGCGUGGCGCCGUGCAUCGUGAUGCGCCGCAGGUGUUUUGCGGAAGCAUCAGUUGACCCGGUGAACUUGGCAGUUGGAGGAGGGACGGAUGCCGGAAAGGAGGCUUCGUUGGUCGCAGCUACAAGGGAGCUCGAGCGUGUCUUUCGUAAGGAGGAUUUCAAGCGAAUGAAGAUCAUUGGGCAGUUCAACCUGGGCUUCGUUUUGGCAAAGCUCGAUCAAGACCUGUUUAUUAUCGAUCAGCAUGCAUCGGAUGAGAAGUUCAACUUCGAGAGGCUAUCAAUGACAACAGUACUUAAUCGUCAACCCCUACUCAGACCCUUGCCUCUGGAGAUCACACCUGGGGAGGAGGUUACGGUUCUAUCACACAUGGAGACGUUCAGGAAGAAUGGGUUUGACUUUGCGGUGAAGAAUGACCGGCCCCCAGGACAGCGCCUUCAGCUUAUAAGCGUUCCAUUCAGCAAGAACAUUGUCUUUGGUUUAGGUGAUGUACAGGAGCUAAUUGCGAUGCUUGCAGAUGAGCCAGUGCCUUUAUCUGCAACGCCAGGCAUCGAUGAGCCGAUGCUGGAGGUUGACAGUGGUGAAGCAGUGGAAAACGACGGUUCUCUUGGGCAGAGAAGCGAACAGGAAAUGGCAGUGUCAAGGGAAAUUUCGAAAACAUCGUCUUACGUGAAGGCCAAAGACGGGUGUAGUAAGAACUGUAUACCAUCUGUCCGGCCUUCGAAAAUUCGUGCGAUGCUGGCAUCUCGGGCAUGCAGGUCAUCAGUCAUGAUUGGAAUGCCGCUCAAUGUGAAUCAGAUGGCAAAGAUAGUGGAACAUCUUGCAGAUCUUGAAUCUCCGUGGAAUUGCCCGCAUGGACGGCCUACAAUGCGCCACCUAGUGGAUCUGUCGACAGUCAAGCGUAGCUGUGGAUCUGAUGUCUGCAGCACGUGGACUUGAUGCUGACCAGGUGAAGUCAUUUGCAUCGACCGUCCCUUCUACCAAAUAAUUGCGAUUUCAGAGGCACACCUAGUGCAGGAUGGCAUGACGCAGUCCACCUUAAGAGAUGCAAGGUCACACUUACAUGAUCUUAACUCAUCUGAAUUGAUAGUGUUGUGGGGCUAGCUGGAUGCACACCUUUCUCUGCAGUUGUUAUGCCUCUCUCACAUUGAGCUGUACAGUCCUCUUUCAGGUACGACUCCAGAAUCGCUCUUGUUCAGUUCCAGUAUGAGACGUUAGGGGUGCUACCGUCUUUCCCCGUAUGGUCAUUAUGGCUGCAUCUAGACUGAAAGGUAUGCCAAACGCUGCUAUAGUGACCGUACGUUCUUUUUGGGGAAAGAUGGUAGACCUGUGAAUCACACUCUUGAAGUUGGGUGCUGUAUUUUUUUACCAGGGCCUACUUCAUGUCCCUCACGUCUCACUUUCCUUUGUUCUGUUCCAGGAUAAGAUGCUAGGGUACUAGAAAGAUGCUAGGGUACUACUAGAAAGAUGCUAGGGUACUAUACUUUUUGAGUUACUUUCUUGGAGUUAGUGUGAUGUGAUAUUUCUUUCAGGGGCUUAUUUGUUUCCUUGACAUCCAUACACCAUGUUCUUUAAAAGUUUUUUCUUUUUUUUUUAAGAGGCUUUAGGGUAGCAAAUUUGUACAUGUGUUGGAUUACGGAUUUAGUUACAGGCCCAAAUGCAGUCCAUGUCUGGACAUGUUUCCGUCCAGAUAUGGAAUUGUACUUCGUCGAACUUUUGUUGGCGGUGCAGCAGCCUUGGUUUGAGGAAUUUUUAUGUGCAAUAGGGCAUCGAAAAGGAUGUAGUUGAACCGUUGAAGACAUAAGGGAAUUGGUCAAGCUCAGGACGGCGGAAGAGUAGAAGCUUGAGUUGUCCCGCAGAUUGGGAUAAAGUAGAAAUCUUUCA